Messenger RNA from Musa acuminata subsp. malaccensis (wild Malaysian banana), 2542 nucleotides. RefSeq lists its product as uncharacterized. The record is from RefSeq and is a predicted model, not a curated record. Gene Ontology annotation, molecular function: protein binding. NCBI's taxonomy places the organism in Eukaryota, Viridiplantae, Streptophyta, Magnoliopsida, Zingiberales, Musaceae.
UUCACUUAUCAUCUCACUGAAAUAACUGCAACACAAAGUUUCGCAAGUGUCCCGUUUUCUUCAUUGUCCCAUCAUCCAUUAGAAGCACAAUUGAAGUGAUUUAUUUUGCUGAUUAUUUAGAAUUAGUUUUAUGAAACUAACAUUAUAAAUUACUGAAGAAUUGAUGAUGUUCAGUCACAAGUAUUCAUGUCGAUUGUUUUUAAUGGUAGGCCAAUGGAGGUAUCAUUAUGACUUGAUCAUCAUGAGGAUGAUGACUUCAUUACGAUUAGGAUUUAUGUUUAUUAAGAUUGGUACUUCUGGAUCUGCAAAGUAUUUUUUUUGCCAACCUUGCUUGGGGUGUUUAUAUAUUAUUGUUGAGCCUUAUAGUUUUGCAGGUUUUCACUGCAUAAUUAUUAAUAGGUAUAUGCAAAUUAUUUCGUCUAAAUAGCUCUUUGACCUUAAUGAAGCACCUCCAUUGGAGCAGGCAUCUUUAUAUAUGUAGGAAAGGUAAGAUAUCUUUUUAUUCUUCUGUUUGUCCAGGGACUUCUAUAUAUGUUAGCUUUGUGAACCGUGAAUUUCAUAAGGCCUUUUAACUUUUUGUAUUUCUUGCUGUGCAAAUACUAAUCCUGGUUCACAUUCUUUUAACCUUAUAAUCUUGUGUAUGAAUGAUGAAUAACAAAAAUCUUCCUAGCACUAUUCAUAGAUUAUGUUGCUUAUCCAUUACAGAGUCUGUUGGUAUAUUGUCAAGUGUCUAAUUGUUUCGGACAUAUAUUAUGCUCUUUAGCAACUGUGAGAAUCUGAAAAUAGGAUGCUAUGAUUUUGAUGUCACUGCUUAUAGAAAUCUUUUGCAACCACUAGCUCUUUUACAUUGCAUUUUUUAAGUCAACCUUUCAGUUCGUUGAUUCUUUUGUAUUGAUAAGUGUCAAUACAACCUGGCUGGUUGCUUGCCCGUCAGACCCAUCUCUACCGUUCCACUAGAAUCCUUUGUUCUGCAUAAGAAAUCUUUUCAGCUUAAUGUUAUUAUUUAAGUUUACUUCUCUUAAAAAAAAAUUUCUUGACAUAUUUAUUAGAGUGCCAAAGCUUAUGGUGGAUUAUGUUCUUAGCUUAGGUGCUUAUAUACAUGCAAAAAAAAAGUGCUGGUCACUAGGUUUUCACAUGGCAACUUUAGCUUUUAUGUAUUGCACUAUUUGGAAUGUUGGUAGUGUUAUCAUCUUAAUGUUGGUUAUAUGUUGCAAUUAACACUCUGUUACUUAGGACUGGGCUGCCAUAUCACAUGUUUUGUCAGGCUAUAAAAAAGCAGGAUGGAUGUGAUUUCUGAGCAGCUGUCGCUAUAGGGGGGCAUUUUUUCAUAUGGUAUGAUGGGACGUUCCGUGUUUGACAAAUCAUGCGCCCAGUGUUUGUUGGUGUGUAUGGGAAAUGGAGUCAAGCUAAAAUAUACCUGCAGCAUUUUGCUAAUCGUCAUGAGAUACUGAGGAAUUUAGUAUGGGCAACAUCAAAGCACGAUGUCUACAUGGUGCAGAACUAUUCUGUUAUGCAUUGGUCAUCACUGCUAAGAAGAGGCAAAGAGGUGCUCAAUGUUGCAGGGAAAGUUGUACCUACCCAGAAGCACUGUGGAUCUUCUCCUCAGCAGCUAUCGAGAGUACACAUAAGUACAAUGUCUGUAAAAGGCAAUCUAUUGGUUGCUGGUGGAUUUCAAGGCGAGCUUAUAUGCAAGUCCUUGGAUCAACCUGGAGUAACUUUCUCUACUAAAUUAAACGAUGAUGGUGACAUCACCAAUGCGGUUGGCAUCCAUCGGUCUUCAAGUGGGUCUAUUCAAGUGGUGACUUGUGGCAAUGAUUGCUUUGUGAGGAUGUUUGAUGCCGAGACAUUUGUCCAACUAAGUCGCCUAUCUUUCUCCUGGUCCGUUAAUAACAUGGGUAUUAGUCCGGAUGGAAAGCUUCUUGCUGUCCUCGGAGAUGACAUAGACUGUCUGAUGGUCGAUACUCAGUCUGGGAAAGUGAUAGAAAACCUCAAGGGACAUCUCGACUAUUCCUUUGCAUCUGCUUGGCACCCAGACGGUCACAUCCUGGCCACGGGGAGCCAAGACAAGACGUGUCGGCUGUGGGAUGUGAGGAACACUUCAGAAUCCCUGGCGGUGCUCAAAGGAAAAAUAGGGGCGAUACGGAGCAUAACUUUCUCAACAGAUGGAAGGUUCAUGGCAAUGGCUGAGCCAGCAGACUUCGUUCAUGUGUAUGAUGCAAAGGCAGAUUAUUGGAGGGCCCAGGAGAUCGAUCUGUUUGGAGAGAUUGCUGGGUUGUCGUUCAGCCCUGAUGCUGAUGCGCUCUUUGUUGGCGUAGCAGAUCACACCUAUGGGAGUCUGUUAGAGUUCAGCAGAAGGAAGCAUGACCAUUACCUCAAUGCGUUUCUAUGAUCCGAGGGAACGGCAACGUUCGUGGAAGUUACUUGUGCGUUGUAUAUAGAUAGGGAGCAGAUCAGAUUUGUAAGGUUUUUCAUGCAACACAUAUACUUCUCUGUACAUACGUCGUUUCUGUUCAUCUCUUAGUUUGUAGAUUAGAAUUUAUGA